Messenger RNA from Rotaria sp. Silwood2, 1602 nucleotides. NCBI's taxonomy places the organism in Eukaryota, Metazoa, Rotifera, Eurotatoria, Philodinida, Philodinidae. The record is from the annotation of a GenBank genome assembly.
AUGGCAAAUUCAAUGAUUCAAUUGGAUGAUUUACCUGAUGAGAUUUUUAUGAUGAUUUUUAAAAAUAUGUGCAAAACUGAUGUACUCUAUUCUUUAAUAGAUGUUAAUCAACGACUUAAUACAAUUGUAUAUGAUCCAAUUUUUACUAAUCACUUGAUCUUACUGGAACAUUCCUCGGAUGACUCCAUAAAUUCGUUAACUGAUGCAAUACUUGAUCGAUUUUGUUUACAAAUUUUACGCAAAAUUAACUAUAAAAUCAAACGCCUUGAUCUUGAAUCAUCAUCUAUGGAACGUAUCCUUCUUGCUACAAACUAUCCUAUUUUAUAUGAACUUAGUUUAUAUAAUAUUGAUUUGAGAACAUUUCGACGUUGCUUUUUUGGCGAAAAUGCAUUAAUUGAUCUAUUUAAAAAUCAAAUUUUAUCACUUACUUUCAAUAUGAAUGUGAAUAAAAAGCAAGAUGAUAGAGACUUUAGGAAUACAAUUAUAUUUCAACAUAUCAUUAACUUGUUCACCAAUCUACAAUAUUUGAAUUUCUGUCCAUCUUCAAUUUGGUAUUCAAAUAUAUCGUUUGAUUGUUUAAUUGAAAAUUUAGUCUCUUCAACUGUCUUAGAACUGCAUGUCACUGUAAAUAAUUUCGAUGAUUGUCUUUAUUUACUUGAUGGGCGAUUCAAUCAACUUCGUACACUUCAUGUUAAUGUUUCUGACAUACACUCUGCAGAGCUAACAAUCGAUAAUACGGAAAAUUUACUUAAUUUAAAAUGCUUCUCGUUAUAUUCCAACAUAGAGACAAGUGCUUAUGAUGAAUUAAUUGUUCCACUUUUAUAUCGAAUGAUCGAUUUAGAAGAACUUGAUUUAUAUGUUAAAAUUUGUGACAAGAAAACAUUUGUGGAUGGUAAUGAUUUGAAAAAAAAUAUUAUCAAUAAUAUGUCACGAUUAAAAAAAUUUCAAUUUUAUAUUCGUUCAACUAUUGAUCUUCUUCAUCAUAUGAAUUUACCAUCGAAUGAAGAUAUUCAAUAUACAUUCGAAGAUUUUCAUCAUAAUCAUAUUAUUUCUUAUGUUGAUUACUUUUCCGAUACUCAACAAGGUCGAUGUCAUAUUUAUUCAUAUCCUUAUACACUUAGCGAAUAUAAUAAAAUAACUAAUAAUUUUCCAGGUGGAGUAUUUAAAUGUGUUUCUAAAAUAUCAUUAUAUGAUGAACGACCUUUUGAACAUGAAUUUUUUCUUCGAAUUGCUCAAUCAUUUCCAUUUGUGAAAAAAUUAAUUUUAGAAAAUAUGAAGCCUCAAAAUGAUAAACAAUGCAAAAAUUCAGAAGAUGACAAUCAAGUUUUACCAAUUAUUGAAUAUCCUCAUCUUAUCAAACUUGAUCUUACUGAAGCUCAUUUAGAUUAUAUCGAACUAUUUCUACUUGAUACCAAAACGCGUUUGUCAAAUAAUGUUAAUCUUGUUGUCAUUUACCAAGCACUGAGAAGAGUAACAGAAAAAUUUACAAAAGAUGCUACACGAAUCAAUGGCGAAAAAUUGCAUCGUUUGAGUUUGCUUGGUAAAUAUCGAAUUCCUAAAUAUGUAAAAGAAUAUUUUUCUCAUACAGAAAUAUUAAAUUAG